AUGCAGGACUAUGAAGGCAAUGGAGUAUAUAUAGACAAUAAUGGCGCCUCUCCUUACAGUCAGCAUAUUUCUCGUGACCAUGAGAAUGAAAGGGACUCAUCAAUAAGCAGGGAUAAGGAGAGGGACAAAGGGCGUGAUAAGGACAGGGACAGGGAUAGGAAUAGAGAUAGAGACAGGGACAGAGUGAAGGAAAGGGACAAAGAUAGGCAUAGGGACAGAGAUGGGGAGAAGGACCGUGAUCGUCAUCACAGAGAUCGUCAUAGGGAUCGGAGUGAUAGGAGGGAGAGGGAGAGGACCAGAGAUAGAGAUGAAGAUGAUCUUCAUCGAAGUCGAGAUUAUGAUAGGCGAAGAGACAAUGACAAAGAUAGAGAGGAUCGACGUAGACAUAGACCUAUCUCAAGGGGUAGAUCUGAGCAUAGAUCAAAAUCUCGAUCACGGUCGCCAUCCAAGAGCAAAAGGAUAAGUGGUUUUGAUAUGGCACCUCCUACCACUGCGUUGUUACCAGGCGCUACUGAUGCUGCAGGUCAAGUUCCUGGGACUAACCCAGCAAUUCCUGGACUGUUUUCUAACAUGUUUCCUUUAGCAUCAAGCCAGUUUGGAGCUCUCCCGAUGAUGCCAGUCCAGGCAAUGACACAGCAGGCUACCAGACAUGCUCGGCGAGUUUAUGUUGGUGGACUUCCUCCUACUGCAAAUGAACAGUCUGUUGCUACCUUCUUUAGUCAUGUCAUGUAUGCAAUUGGAGGAAACACUGCUGGUCCAGGGGAUGCUGUUGUCAAUGUUUAUAUAAACCACGAGAAGAAGUUUGCUUUUGUUGAAAUGAGAUCUGUAGAGGAGGCUAGUAACGCGAUGGCUUUGGAUGGUGUCAUUUUUGAGGGCGGACCAGUUAAGGUUAGAAGACCCAGUGACUACAAUCCUUCGCUGGCUGCUACUCUUGGUCCUAGCCAACCGAGCCCUAACCUCAACCUUGCAGCUGUUGGAUUAACACCAGGUUCUUCGGGAGGGCUUGAAGGUCCUGAUCGCAUAUUUGUUGGUGGUUUACCCUACUAUUUUACAGAAUCACAAAUCAGGGAACUUUUAGAGUCUUUUGGUCAACUUCGAGGAUUUGAUCUGGUCAAAGAUAGAGAAACUGGGAACUCAAAAGGCUAUGCUUUUUGUGUGUACCAGGAUGUGUCUGUUACUGAUAUUGCUUGUGCAGCGCUUAAUGGAAUUAAGAUGGGCGAUAAAACUCUUACUGUUAGGCGUGCUAACCAGGGCACAACCCAACCCAACCCUGAGCAAGAGAGUGUAUUGUUGCAUGCACAACAGCAGAUAGCUUUGCAGAGAUUCAUGUUACAACCUGGUGCAUUAGCAACGAAGGUCUUGUGCUUGACUGAAGUGGUCACUGUGGAUGAGCUCAAUGAUGAUGAUGACUAUCAAGAUAUUUUGGAAGAUAUGAGGACUGAAUGUGAGAAAUUCGGAGCUCUAGUAAAUGUUGUCAUUCCACGUCCAAAUCCUAAUGGUGUGCCUACACCUGGACUAGGAAAGGUAUUUUUGGAGUAUGCAGAUGUCGACAGUUCCAGCAAAGCUCGGCAAGGACUGAAUGGAAGAAAAUUCGGUGGUAACCAAGUUGUAGCUGUCUUCUACCCGGAGAACAAGUUCUCUGAGGGAGACUAUGAGGCUUAGCUCUAACCACUAUAGUUAUGAUAGAUAACCUCCAGAGUGUUACUAUAUGGGGAGCUAUUGCAUGGCUUUAGAAAUUAUCACCUCUUGGAAUGAGGGAUUAUAGUCGCCUUGUUACCUUUCCUUUUUCUUUUUCCUUUUUGGGCUACGUUGUUCUGGUUUUGAAGUUUGUUUGUGUGGUCAAAGCUGGUGUAAAAUAUCAAACAGGAAUAAUUAUUGGCUUGUUUGUAUGUUUUUAUAAUUAUGUUAGUAUAGACCCAGGUUGUCAUGUACUUCAUUGUUCCCUAGCCAAGAAGAACAAUUUUGUUUGUUAGUGUAAUGUAUUGUUUUUACUUCUUCUAGUGCCGCUUAAAUAACAUUGUUCUAUUUGGAUGA
This is a messenger RNA of Nicotiana tabacum (common tobacco), 2034 nucleotides long. RefSeq names its product splicing factor U2af large subunit A. Gene Ontology annotation, molecular function: RNA binding. The record is from RefSeq and is a predicted model, not a curated record. Gene Ontology annotation, cellular component: nucleus. NCBI's taxonomy places the organism in Eukaryota, Viridiplantae, Streptophyta, Magnoliopsida, Solanales, Solanaceae. Gene Ontology annotation, biological process: mRNA processing.